AUGGGCAGCAACAAGAGCAAGCCCAAGGAUGCCAGCCAGCGGCGGCGCAGCCUGGAGCCCACCGAGAAUGCCCACGGUGGUGGUGGAGGGGCCUUCCCCACCUCACAGACCCCCAGCAAGCCAGCCUCUGCCGAUGGCCACCGAGGCCCCAACGCGACCUUUGUCCCAGCAGCUGCUGAACCCAAGCUGUUUGGAGGUUUCAACUCCUCGGACACAGUCACCUCCCCGCAGAGGGCGGGGCCGCUGGCUGGUGGAGUGACCACCUUUGUGGCCCUCUACGACUAUGAAUCGAGGACAGAAACUGACCUGUCCUUCAAGAAGGGGGAGCGGCUCCAGAUUGUCAACAACACAGAGGGAGAUUGGUGGCUGGCCCACUCGCUCAGCACAGGACAGACGGGCUACAUCCCCAGCAACUACGUGGCACCCUCUGAUUCCAUCCAGGCUGAGGAGUGGUACUUCGGCAAGAUCACCAGACGGGAAUCGGAAAGGUUGUUGCUCAAUGUGGAAAACCCACGAGGGACUUUCCUAGUGCGAGAAAGUGAGACCACGAAAGGUGCCUACUGCCUCUCCGUGUCCGACUUCGACAACGCCAAAGGCCUCAAUGUGAAGCACUAUAAGAUCCGCAAGCUGGACAGCGGUGGCUUCUACAUCACCUCCCGCACACAGUUCAACAGCCUGCAGCAGCUGGUGGCCUACUACUCCAAACAUGCCGACGGCCUGUGCCACCGCCUCAUCACUGUGUGCCCCACGUCUAAGCCACAGACUCAGGGCCUGGCCAAGGACGCCUGGGAGAUCCCCCGGGAGUCACUGCGGCUGGAGGUCAAGCUGGGCCAGGGCUGCUUCGGGGAGGUGUGGAUGGGGACCUGGAACGGCACCACCAGGGUAGCCAUCAAAACCCUAAAGCCAGGCACGAUGUCACCGGAGGCCUUCCUGCAGGAGGCACAGGUCAUGAAGAAACUGAGGCACGAGAAGCUGGUGCAGCUGUACGCCGUGGUGUCUGAGGAGCCCAUCUACAUAGUCACCGAGUACAUGAGCAAGGGGAGCUUGCUGGAUUUUCUCAAGGGGGAAACGGGCAAGUACCUGCGGCUGCCUCAGCUGGUGGACAUGGCUGCUCAGAUCGCCUCCGGCAUGGCGUACGUGGAGAGGAUGAACUACGUCCACCGGGACCUCCGUGCAGCCAACAUCCUGGUCGGAGAGAACCUAGUGUGCAAAGUGGCCGAUUUUGGGCUGGCACGACUCAUUGAAGACAACGAGUAUACCGCACGCCAAGGUGCCAAAUUCCCCAUCAAGUGGACAGCUCCAGAAGCCGCCCUGUACGGCCGCUUCACCAUCAAGUCAGAUGUGUGGUCCUUCGGGAUCCUGCUGACGGAGCUCACGACGAAGGGACGGGUGCCCUACCCUGGGAUGGUGAACCGAGAAGUGCUGGACCAGGUGGAGAGGGGCUAUCGGAUGCCCUGCCCACCCGAGUGCCCCGAAUCCCUGCACGACCUCAUGUGCCAGUGCUGGCGGAAGGAGCCAGAGGAGCGGCCCACCUUCGAGUACCUGCAGGCCUUCCUGGAGGACUACUUCACGUCCACCGAGCCUCAGUACCAGCCCGGCGAGAACCUAUAG
Elephantulus edwardii (Cape elephant shrew) is the source of this 1611-nucleotide messenger RNA. It is a transcript of the gene SRC, whose product is annotated as v-src avian sarcoma (Schmidt-Ruppin A-2) viral oncogene homolog. Gene Ontology annotation, biological process: cell differentiation; protein phosphorylation; bone resorption. Bases 1 to 1611 code for a protein of 536 amino acids. Gene Ontology annotation, cellular component: extrinsic component of cytoplasmic side of plasma membrane. The record is from RefSeq and is a predicted model, not a curated record. The transcript is spliced from 11 exons. Gene Ontology annotation, molecular function: growth factor receptor binding; non-membrane spanning protein tyrosine kinase activity; ATP binding. Lineage: Eukaryota; Metazoa; Chordata; Mammalia; Macroscelidea; Macroscelididae.